CUGGACCUGCCGGGUGAAGGAGGUCUCCUAGACGAACAGACGUUAGGUGAUGCAGCGACGACAGUUUAAUCCACCUUGCGCAUGUGCGCUUGGACGUAUACAUGUCUAAUAUCAUGCAAAUACACUAGAUCAUUGAUUUAUUUUUCCGUUCCAUGUGUAUUCUUAGACUUGGCUGGUGUUUGUUUGGGUAUGAUUAUUAUGUUAUGCUUGAUCUAUGAAUCCAGAGACUGUAUGACAUGUAGGCCGGAAACACUUUUGUAAACCCACUCCUUCUAAAAUGCCAAGAUGCGAAAAACCCAGACGAACUCUAUAGUAGCGAC
This is a messenger RNA of Aspergillus neoniger CBS 115656, 320 nucleotides long. RefSeq lists its product as uncharacterized. The transcript has a single exon. The record is from RefSeq and is a predicted model, not a curated record. NCBI's taxonomy places the organism in Eukaryota, Fungi, Ascomycota, Eurotiomycetes, Eurotiales, Aspergillaceae. The coding region runs from base 82 to 261 and encodes 59 amino acids.